AUGGCGGACGACGCCGACGGGACGGAUGCGCCCGUCCCGCUCGCGGGUGGGCUCGUGCGAGCGCUCUCGCGCGUGGCCACGGUGAUCCGAGGGAACGAGAACGCGCGCGCGAACGAGGAGGCGAACGCGAGCGCGGCGCCGGCGGAGGCGCUGGAGCGCGCGCCGACAAAGCGCGAGCGGAACAUGGACACGACGGCGACCAAGUUGGACGAGAACGCGGUUCGCGUCGAUGCGUUGUCCAAGACAAAAAGUAAACGGAUGCAGAAGAUACUCGCGAAGCGAGUGGAAGAGGAGGCGGUGGCGAGCGAUGAGGAGGAGGAGGACCCGGCAUUCACGGAGCAUCGCGAAGCCGAAACCGUACCGGAGUACACUUGGACGGCGACGAUGCGCAGACGCCUCGAGAACAACGAGUGUGACGUGGCGUUUGACGAAGAUUCUGAGAUGGCAAAGGCGGCGGAGAAGAGUGAAGGUGCGUCUACCGACAACGACGAAGAAGAAGGCGCAAACGUUCCUUACAGAGGCGGCGAGCCGACGCAGCUGACGAGAAUGAAGAGCAGGAUCAACUCCAUGAACGCACCGACGAAUUCGGCCGGUGCGCCCAUCAGGAACCCAAAUGCGGACUUGAGCGAGAAGCAAGACGUGGUGGAAGAUUCGUACUUUCUAGCCGUCAUGAGCGAUAAACUCCCUGCGUAUAAACGGCCAAGACGACACAUCGCCCGGUUGGAGAAUCUUGAAUCUGCGGUUCUCGACAAAGAUCACAAGCAACUGCCGGUUUGGAGCACCACUAAAAGCGACAUGGAUGUUCUAGGACCGGGGAUUGGUCUGUGGUUUGCUCAGCUGAAAAGACUAGGCAUCGUCUUCUUCGUUCUGUCGUGCCUGGCCUCAGUCUUCAUAGCGCACUACGUGCACCUUGCGAAAACAAACACGGUCGACAUCGAUCCCGAGAUAAAGACAACGCUCGGUAUGACCGCAGUGAGUACGUAUGCGAGCGUUUACGGCGUUGACAUUCGAACAAUUAUGGCUUUUCUUUCUUGUCUGGAUGUUUUCAUCGUCCUGUGCUUCAUGGCGGUGGGCUCGGGUCUCGCUCGCAGUAUUCGCGCGUUCGUCAUCCGAGUCGACGAAGCGCUGCUCACUCUCUCCGACUACUCGUUGCAGGUCGAUGGGCUACCGAACAACGCUACUGAAGAAGAGGUCCGUGAGCAUUUCGAAGAAUUUGGUCCUGUGGCGGAUGUGGUCAUCGUGCGUGCGUUCGGUAGACUGCUACGAAUGCGCAUGGCGCGGGCUCGUCUCUUUAAAAAAGCUGAAAUUUUGAAAGCAGAGCUAAGCGCAAUGAGGCACAAUCUCCGCAAGAAGGGAGAGUCACUCGAAGAAAAUCGUAGCUUCAACCGUAAAUGGAAGGAGUUUUAUAAAAUUCGUGACGCCAUCAUGGAUUUGAAAGAAAAGAUUGACAAAACAGCUCAAAUGCCGUUUGAUGCGUUCGAUGUCGUCACUGCCUUCGUUACUUUUGAGCAAGAAACCGACAAGCUUGCAUGCCGGGAUGAAUAUUUCGCCUACUUCAACUGCUUUAGAACUGAGCGCACAAUGUUUCGCGUUGAAAAGACGAUCUCAGAAAACGGCCAGGAAAGCAUGACGUAUCACUACCUCAAAGUGAAACAAGCCGGCGAAGCGUCCGAUAUCCUGUGGGAAAAUAUGACAAAUGUUUCGUGGAAGAAUUACUUGAUUCGGCGCUCGACCGCGGCGCUUGGCAUCAUCACUCUCCUCGUCGGCGCCAUUGUUCUUGUCGUACUGACGACGACCUGGUCAAAGGCUGGGGCACAACUUGUCGUUAGCUGCAACGGACUCUACACAUUAAAUGGGAACAAAAACUUGUACUGUCCGGCCAUCUGGGACCUCGACAAGGACCUUUCGUCAGCCGAUCUCAGAGUCAUCUCAAACGAGAACUUCAGAUCACAGAUCGACUCCUCCGAUUGCCACAAGUACGUCGAGUCCGCAGUUUGGUCUUAUGAUAUGACUCAAUAUUCUCCAUACUCCGCGGCAAUAUACUCAUCUUCACUGACUACUGAACAAGCUCGAACCGCUGGAUAUAUGGACGACAAGUGGAACGGUGGUCUGGAUUCGACGACGACCGCGGACGAAUGUGCGGCGAAGGUCUGCUACGAUUGCAUGUGCCAAUCCGCUGCGCUUUCGGGGUCAGUGUCGGACGUCUGUCGAGACUACUACUACGAUCAAGUCGUCAUAAUACUUUUCGAAGUUGGUCGUCUCACAAUUACGGCUCUCACUUCGAUCACUUUACUGUGGGCGUCAGCUAAAUUUGCGCUCUUUGCUCGCUUCAAGACUGUUUCUGCCACGGAACGAGCGACGAGUAGGUACGCCUUCUACACCCUACUGACGAACGUUUUGAUCCUGCCGUUGCUCGUGAACAUUGACAUUGAAGGCUUGGAAAACUUCCCCAUCCUUUUCAGAGGUAGUCAUCAGGACGUCACCCUCGAUUGGUAUGCUCUUGUCAUGAGGUCCAUAAUGAUUUCCGCUUUCAUCAACGCCUGCUACUUCGGUCCUUGGCGACUCGUCGGGGCUUGGGUUCAGCAAUUUUCUCGAUACACUACGUCUAAGUGGUGCAAGACGCAGCAAAAAUUGAAUGGAUUGUACGCGAGACCAAAGUUCACGCUAGCUGAGCGAUACGGGCAGAUGAUGACUGUCAUAUUUUCCACCGUCGUGCUCUUUGCCGCUGCUCCGAUUCUCAUCCCCGUGGCGGCGCUAUAUUGCUUACUCUCCUACUGGUCCGACAAGACGCUGAUUCUGAGAUACUGCCGCUUCCCGGCACUGUACUCCCACACUUUGGCGCAGCAGUUCCUGUUUUACUUCCCUUACGCAUGUCUGGCGCACUUUGCGUUUGCGGCGUGGGUAUUUUCGCAGUGGGACGUCCCGUCUUACUUUCUCGAAUCUCUCGAUGGGUGGGACGAGAGCCUCCAAUCUCAGAACGAAGCCGACUUCUGGUCGAUUCGAGCGAACAUGACGAGAUACGCGCAAUUGGAUUUCGAAGAACGCUUCUACCGCGUCAACGGACUGAUCCAGCUGAUUCCUCUCUUGAUAUAUGUUGCUUAUCACUUGAUCAAGUCGUUUCUGAGUGGUUUGGGAAGAACCAUGCUGUACGUGCUCGGUUGCGCUCGAUGCCUCGAGUCUGACUGGAGUGCGGAUGUGAUGUUCCACAACUUCACCACCGUUCGCGAUAACAUGUACAAGAACGACGAGUCCGUGGACGGAAUCCUCUCCGGCUUGCCUUCGUAUCGCGUGCACGAUAAUCCAGAAUACGUUAAUCUUUUCCCCGAGGCGCGGAGAUUCGAGCAAGAGCAAUCGUUCUCAAAGACUGCUCAAGAAAUGCCAGGAGAGGAACACGAGGAGGACUCCUACGUGGAGAAAGAGUCCAGCGCGGUCAGGAACAUGUGGAGUACGUUCGCGGGAAAAAAGGAAUAA
This is a messenger RNA of Ostreococcus tauri, 3471 nucleotides long. Its product is annotated as Nucleotide-binding, alpha-beta plait. Lineage: Eukaryota; Viridiplantae; Chlorophyta; Mamiellophyceae; Mamiellales; Bathycoccaceae. The record is from RefSeq and is a predicted model, not a curated record. The coding region runs from base 1 to 3471 and encodes 1156 amino acids. Gene Ontology annotation, cellular component: plasma membrane. Gene Ontology annotation, molecular function: calcium-activated cation channel activity; RNA binding. The transcript has a single exon.